Messenger RNA from Bicyclus anynana (squinting bush brown), 1523 nucleotides. RefSeq names its product homeobox protein BarH-like 1b. The record is from RefSeq and is a predicted model, not a curated record. NCBI's taxonomy places the organism in Eukaryota, Metazoa, Arthropoda, Insecta, Lepidoptera, Nymphalidae. Gene Ontology annotation, biological process: regulation of DNA-templated transcription. The transcript is spliced from 2 exons. Gene Ontology annotation, molecular function: DNA binding; DNA-binding transcription factor activity, RNA polymerase II-specific. Bases 71 to 841 code for a protein of 256 amino acids.
UCGAACCGUCAACCGUAUCUCGUGUAGCGUGUAAUAACAGCCUCCGUGUGACUGUGUUAUGUGAACUAAAAUGGAGGAGGAGUCGAUGUCCGGGCACAGCUGUUCCGAGGACGACAUCAGCGUCGGGCGUCCUUCGCCGGCACCCUCGCGAUCGCCUUCUCCUCAGGACUAUUUCAGGCCGUUGAAACGGUUGAAGAUGGCUUCCGAGCCCGUGGAAGAGAGGAGAGGAGAAGGCGUCAAGAGCUUUUCCAUACUGGACAUUCUAUCACACAGCCCCCGGACUCCUCCGCGGAUCGUAAGACCCUGGGAUGCGUCAGGGUUCGAGCGUUUGCAGCGAUUGCAGCGCUUAGCCGGUGCUGCGUUAUUGGACGGCGAGCGCUGGAGACUGGCGGCUCUAGGAUUGUUGAGGCCGAGGGAGAUGCCAGCGGAGUGCUGUGAUUCAGCGUCUGAAAGGUCUUCGUCCGCCUCGGAUUGCUGCUCGGAGCCGCGGCGGGUGUCGCAGGGAGGAUCUACGGCGCCGCACACACCGCUAGAUGCUCUGUUCCACAUGACCAGCAAAACCUUCGAGGCGAAUAAUGCUGACAGUGGAGAUGGUCAAAAUCACUUGAACCUCUUCAACUCGCGGCCACAGGCGAAGAAGAAACGCAAGUCCCGGACGGCGUUCACCAACCACCAGAUCUUCGAGCUGGAGAAACGGUUCCUCUACCAGAAGUACCUCUCCCCGGCUGACAGAGACGAGAUCGCCAGCUCAUUGGGACUUUCCAAUGCGCAAGUCAUCACCUGGUUCCAAAACAGACGAGCAAAAUCUAAGCGAGACGUUGAAGAAUUUUGUAUAACUUGAAAAGAUUAAACAUAUAUCAUAGCAGAUAUAAUAAAAAACAGAAAUAGAAUGGCGUUAAAAAAUUUUAAACGUCCUGUAUUUUAAAUAUUUUUUUGAAUAUUGGUACAUGAUUUAUUGGUUAAAUAUAAAACACUAGCGCAGUCCACGUGGUAUCAGUCGCGUAGUUCCCAAUGGCUUGUGAAUACGGGGAUGAAACCGAAACUAUGUUGCUCGCUGAUCAUGUAGCUUUCAUUGGUGAAAGAAUUUUUCAAAUCAGUCUAUUCACUGUAAGCAAAGAAUUUCUCUCUGAAUAUUAAGUAGGCGUAGAUAAUGUGUUUCAACUAUUUUGAAAAUUUCACACUAAUUUAGAGAUAAUGAUUUCAAUUUAUCCAACGAAAAGUAGUUUAUUGCUGACUUUAUUACUGAUUUACUGAUUUCUCACUAAUCGCAAUUUUUGGGUUAGGUAAUUCUUAUUCUAAGGAUUAAUUUAUCUUCAAAAUUGUAUCUUACAUAAAUAGUUAAACGGAUAAAGCAACUUUCUACGAGUAUACAUGAACGUACGACAUUAAGGUUUAGUAAAUUAUUUUUUUGUAAUUUAUUUAUUUUAAGAGAGUAGAACCUAUCUUUUUGUUUUAAAUCUAACUUAAAGUACCUAGUAUUGAUGUUGUAAAUAUAUGGAAAUAUUAAAUAAUAAAUGAGUAUU